GCGGGGGGACAGAGCGCGCGCGGCGCCGCGGCCGUUCCCGGGGAGCGGCGUCCCUGGACGGCGGGCGGCUCGGGCGGUCCGGGAGGAGGACUGGAGAUGUCCGGUCUGUGCCGCCUCCUGCUCGCGUACCUGUUCCCGGCCCUCCUGCUUCACGGGCUGGGAGAGGGUUCUGCCCUCCUUCAUCCAGAUAGCAGAUCCCAUCCCAGGUCCUUAGAGAAAAGUGCCUGGAGGGCUUUCAAGGAAUCACAGUGCCAUCACAUGCUCAAACAUCUUCACAAUGGUGCGAGGAUCACUGUGCAGAUGCCACCAGCAAUCGAGGGCCACUGGGUGUCCACCGGCUGUGAAGUGAGGUCGGGCCCAGAGUUCAUCACAAGGUCCUACAGAUUCUACCACAAUAACACCUUCAAGGCCUACCAGUUCUAUUAUGGUGGCAACCGGUGCACCAGCCCUACCUACACCCUCGUCAUCCGGGGCAAGGUCCGCCUGCGCCAGGCCUCCUGGAUCAUCCGCGGGGGCACCGAGGCCGACUACCAGCUGCACAACGUGCAGGUUGUCUGCCACACAGAGGCUGUCGCCGAGAGGCUCAGCCAGCUGGUGAACCGCACGUGCCCGGGCUUCGUGCCCGCUGGGGACCCCUGGGUGCAGGACGUGGCCUACGACUUGUGGCGGGAAGAGAAUGGCUGCGAGUGCACCAAGGCCGUGAACUUCGCCAUGCAUGAGCUGCAGCUCAUCCGGGUGGAGAAGCAGUACCUGCAGCACAACCUGGACCGCCUGGUGGAGGAGCUCUUCCUCGGGGACAUCCACACUGACGCCUCGCAGAGGAUGUUCUACCGGCCAUCCAGUUAUCAGCCCCCUCUGCAGAAUGCCAAGAACCACGACCAUGCCUGCAUCGCCUGCCGCAUCAUCCACAGGUCAGAUGAGCACCGCCCGCCCCUCCUGCCCCCCAAGGCUGACCUGACCGUCGGCCUGCACGGCGAGUGGGUGAGCCAGCGCUGCGAGGUGCGGCCCGAGGUCCUCUUCCUCACGCGCCACUUCAUCUUCCAUGACAACAAUAACACCUGGGAAGGGCAUUACUACCACUACUCCGACCCCGUCUGCAAGCACCCCACCUUCACCAUCUAUGCCAAGGGCCGCUACAGCCGGGGGGUGCACUCCUCCAGGGUCAUGGGAGGAACGGAGUUUGUGUUCAAAGUGAACCACAUGAAGGUCACCCCCAUGGACGCGGCCACCGCCUCGCUCCUCAACGUCUUCAACGGGAAUGAGUGUGGGGCCGAGGGCUCCUGGCAGGUGGGCGUCCAGCAGGACGUGACACACACCAAUGGUUGCGUAGCGCUGGGGAUCAAACUACCUCACACUGAAUACGAGAUCUUCAAAAUGGAGCAGGACGCCCGCGGCCGCUAUCUGCUGUUCAACGGCCAGAGACCCAGCGAUGGGUCCAGUCCGGACAGGCCUGAGAAGAGAGCCACCUCCUACCAGAUGCCCUUAGUCCAGUGUGCGUCCUCUGCGCCCAGAGCCGAGGACUUCUCCGAGGACCACCGGGGUCACCAGUAUGGGAGCUGGGCGCCCGGGAGGAGCGCUUGUCCCCUGCUCCUUGCUGUGCUCGCCGGCCUUUUGACUCUACCACACUGGAACGUCCUCAGAUAGAAGUUUUUAAAAAGCUAUAUUUUUCCAAACCAGGAUUCCUUACAAUUGACAGAUUUUCUUUACAAAAAAAGAAAGGGCGCUGCUUCUUGUGAUGCACUUGAAUGCCCCAGAACUGUGGCUCCUUUUCUGCUGCCCAGCCCCCUCCCGCCCGGCCUGAGUCCUGAGCAGCGCGCUGUUUGAAGUUUCUGCUUUGAACUCUAGCCAGUGGGAUCCCAGGCCGGGGCGCCUUCUCAAGAGUAAUUGCACUUUAAGACCGCAGAGAGUGGCGAGCUAGUAUGUUUGGUAGGGGGGGCAGGGUGACAGCUAAGUCCUCUUCUUUUCUUCCUCAUAAUUAUUAUUCUAUUUCUGAGUUACACUUAGACGGAUAUCAAGCUCCAGCUUUUCCUGCCACUGUACCACUUCCUGUCCUCCCCUGAAACCGUGUUACGACCUGGAAUCCAGUGCAGAGUUGGUUUGGGACAGCAAUCAAGACACCUAUUAUUAAUAAAGAAGAGACUUGAGUGUAGAUAUGUACAUAGGGAAAGACACUGGGUUUAGCUUAACCAUCCUGACAGCCUUAAUGCAAAAAAAAGGAGGGAAUCCCAGCUUUCAAAUAUUGAGUGGAAAAAUAUCUGUAAUUAAAGUUUCAAUGUAAUUUAAACUAUCGUUGUUCUAACUUGGGGGAAAGGAGACUGGUGAAAUGCUGGUUUCUGGGUGGUUGUGGAAUGCACGCUGCUUGAUGACUGCUUGGCUGGCGAGGGUGGUCGAGCAAAUAUCAAAAGCAGGACACACGGGAGCAGCAGUGUACGGGACGGUGACAGUGCGUUAAAUGCCACCUGAAUGAUAAAACAGUGCCUGUUCGUUCCACAGUUUCCUCUUCGUGGGACCCUCGUCCUGGCUCAUGCUGUAUCUGGUUAGGGGUGAGCAGAUGGAGCCUCGCUUGGCCAUCUGGGCUACCUUCAAAGAUGACUAUUCAGAGCCCACGCUUUGCUGUUCAAAGACAGCAUAGCGGGGGCAUCCUCACCGGGGCUGCACUUGACCCUCAAUGUGUGUGAAGCCCAGGCUUUGGGUAAAGCCCCCUUAUCACCAGACGCACCAGCUUGACUCCGUUUCUGACCUGCUGUUGCCUUUGUGGCUGCACAGGAUCUCAGGGUCACCUUCUGAAGAGUCCGUGAGCUCCUUCCUCACAGACGCUGGGAGGGGGCAUGAGUCAUGUCUACCCAUUACUUUGGAUUAUUACAGAUGGUGCUAUCUGAACACCAAGUGGCACCGACGGAGGGAAAUAGCAAGUCACCAAAAGCUUGGAUGGAACUGGAAAUGAGCGUGGAAACCACAAUCAAGGUUGAGAGUCAUGCUUGUAUUUAAAAAUUAUGAAAUGCUGCAGCAUUCAGUGUGGUGAGAAGUUAUAGGAUAGCGUGGAGUACCAAAGUGCUUUAUGUUUAGAAUAUAUUUUAAGUUGUGGUGCAUACUGAGGGGGUUUAUUCAAAUGAAAAUACUAACUUAAUGUCUGCCAAGUUUAAUAAGCAAAGAUGUCAAAAAUACUCCCACAGAAUACAUUUUACCUGUGGAUCUAUUUAAUUAACACUAAUGCUAUCUUUAAAGGAUAUAAUAAAAUUAUGUGAAAAACUAUGUUCACUGCUAAGGAAUACCUUAGUGAUUUGCCAUAGAAGUGAUAGGUUUGUAGCCAUUUAAUUCACAGGCACUCACCUAGACUUAGCUACUCACACACAUACACAUACAUGCAC
Neomonachus schauinslandi (Hawaiian monk seal) is the source of this 3368-nucleotide messenger RNA. It is a transcript of the gene APCDD1, whose product is annotated as APC down-regulated 1. Gene Ontology annotation, biological process: negative regulation of Wnt signaling pathway. Lineage: Eukaryota; Metazoa; Chordata; Mammalia; Carnivora; Phocidae. Gene Ontology annotation, molecular function: Wnt-protein binding. Gene Ontology annotation, cellular component: plasma membrane. The coding region runs from base 97 to 1644 and encodes 515 amino acids. The record is from RefSeq and is a predicted model, not a curated record. The transcript is spliced from 5 exons.